ACCAGGAGGAAAAAAAAAUCCCUAAAGCCGAUGGUCUCUCUGCGAUUACCCUAUCAGGUGCAAACCGCUGACAUGUUUCCACCCACCAACAACAAAAAAGCCUCUCUGUGCCCAAAUCUGCAGCCGCAGACGCGCAAACACCUCUGACAGGCAGGCAGGCAGCGCUGCGCUAUCACCAACCUCUCCAGGGAUCGGCGACGGUUUACUGUCCCAGCGACUUGUUUUUAAAUUUCAAUUUAACCUGGAUGAGUUUAUCUGCUUGACUUGUCUUUUGAGGACAACUUUAUUAUUAUUAUUUUAUUUUUUUAAACAUUUUUUUCUGUCUUUCAUUCUUGCAUUGUUAGAAUAAAAUGCGCCUUGCAAGGUGUAGAAAUCCCCCACAGGUACGGACCAAGAUGAAGAGCCUGUGAUCUCUGGAGGAGCAGAAGCUCAAAGGAUAUUUUUUUUAAAGUAAGGGGGAUUUCUGAGACGUCGCGGCUUGGCUCCAGUUUAAGGUGAACUUGUGUUUCUCCGAGGACCUGAUCUGAGAAGUUACUCUUUUGGGAUAGUUCCCCCAACAAGGAAGCACCCAAUGUUGCACUCCGCGCCUUCCCAGCUGCGCAUAUCUUUACACUGGGAUUCAGUCUCCUGCUUACCGCCGGAGCUGCGUGCGUAAAGAGACGCGCAGCGGAGCGAAAGCCCGAGACGGAGAAAGAGAAGGGGGCGAUCCCGCCAGCCUUUUGCCGGGGCUCCGAGUGUCUGGAAGCAGGUGUAUUUCAGCCCUCUCUCUGAAAGCCAAGAUGUCCGUGCUGCCUUCGAGGUUCCUCUACCUGUGUUUACACUUUCUGGUUCUCUACUUCCAGCUGCAGGAAUCACAGCAGAGCACUGCAGAUUUCAGGAUUUACAUUGAGAACCACACGAGGAACCCGGACGACCUGAGCCGAAAGCAGGUCCGGAUCUACCAGCUCUACAGCAGGACCACGGGCAAACACGUCCAGAUCUUGGGGAAGAAAAUCAACGCCAAUGGAGAUGAUGGGGGCAAGUAUGCCCUUCUUGUCGUUGAGACGGAAACCUUUGGGAGUCACAUCCGAAUAAAAGGAAAGGAAAGCGAACAUUACAUCUGCAUGAACGACAAGGGCAAAAUUGUCGGAAGGCCCGAUGGAAGGAGGCAAGAGUGCGUCUUUGUGGAGGAAUUCCUGGAGAACAACUACACAGCUCUCGUGUCGGCCAAGUACAAAGGAUGGUACCUCGGCUUCAACCGGAAGGGGCGGCCCAAGAAAGGCUCGCGCACCACGCAGAGGCAACAGGAAGUCCACUUCAUGAAGCGCCAGCCGAAGGGCCGAGUGGACCCGCUGGAGGAGUUCCGGUUCACCCCAGUAACUAAGCGGACGCGAAGGGCUCGGCGGUUAAAACCCAACUCCAAGAGGAACUGAGGGGACCGCUGGGACAGCACUAAAUAUCCUCACCGGGGGGAAACAGUAACUGAAAAAUCUCAAGCUUCUUAAAAGAACCGCCGUAAAGACUCCACCUCUGUAAAAGAAAGACGAACAAAACGAACAGAAAAGUCAAAGAUGUUAUAUUUUUGUAUUUCAGGAUGACUGAAUAUUUCCCGACUCUCGGAUUCUUCCUGGGUUGAUGUCAUUGCGCUAAUGUCUCUGUCGUGUUAUUUAUACUGGAUAAACUCAAGGACCUCUGAGAGAAACUCGUGUCGCCGCUGUCCUCAGCCGCGUUAGAACUGCAAGCCGAAGGCGUGCUUUCUUUUUUGACAAUGGGAGCUGAAGCAGGAGCUGACGCAAUGUUAUAAAAAUCAGCCAACUAGAGAUUUAUUGGAAUACCUGUCGGUUUUUGUUUGUGUUGCCACUGACAACGCGGAUCCCAUACUUUCCACUGGAAUUAGACACCAUGGAGAUGAAACGGAGAGGGGCGGCAGGUGACACCAUGCUGCCGGGAUAACUGUGUAGCUCUGAGUGCAAUAUUUUACAAGUCUCUUGUCCUCUACUUUCUUUCCAUAUGCCUUUCAUCCCUAAAAGUCGCUCGCGGCUCCUGGAAUGCGCCGAAACCUCGCGGUCCCCGCUGAGAUCUUCAUGACAUUUCCAUGCAGCCUGCGAUUCGGCUGAAAGGCGACGUGCUUUGACGAGUCCGACACCUGUUGUGAUUUUAGUCUUGUUUAAACACUGGAAGGAAACAGUACAAGCAGGAAAGAAAAAAAAAAGCGUAAUUCCACACGGUCUUCCAGCUUCAUCACACUUGGGGAAGGUUGAUAAUCCCUUUUGUCUGCUUCUUUCAGCUCUUUGUCACACGUGUUACAAAAACUGUUUCAAACACGGAUGCCUUUUAUUCCCAAACUGAGAGCUUGGCAGCCUUUUGGGGCUGACGAUGACUUCCUCUACCUCUUUUGUUUAUCUUUACCUAGACUGACUGUCCAUGUUCAGUUAAUCUCAACUUUGACCCUAAACUCAGCUCUUCUUUUUUCCCCCUCUCCCUCACUUGAAGAUGCUUUCAGUAAAAAAAAGCACAUCAAUCAUCCACAGACAGGUAAUCUGUGCAUUAUCCUCCACCAUUAAUUCAUACACCUUUAUAUGAUGAUUAAAACUACUUCUCAAAUACUCAGAUGACAGGAUUCAGGGAAUCCUGUCAUCAGUGGGAUUUUCUGCCUGAAUCCCAAAAAGGGAAAACUCUUCACUUCUCACUGACUACAAACUCCAGGGUUUUUCACCAGUAGUUUGUGUUUACCUGCCUCCUGACAGGUCUUUUUUUAUAUGAGUUGCUACUAACAACAUGACACAUUUAUGUUUUUUUAAAACAAAUCUAAGCAAAAAAUAAUUUUAUGACUAUUAUUAAGAUAUUUAUUGUCUCCUUUUGUAAAUAAAAUGUGAGUUUUAUUUGGCCUCUUUUAAUAAAACGAGGACUAUAUUUAAAAAAAAAAAAAAAGGUUUGUGUUUAUUGUAGAAAUACCUUCACGUGUCUCAGUUUGAGGUGAUUUUUUUGAAAAAUGUGCCCACCAAAUAUGAUGAAUGCUGCAGGUAGUAGGUUCAACAUAGCGUACAUUCCCUUCCCCGCAUACUGCCAAGGUAUGCAUUUUUAUAUACAAACUCAGGAGUGUGAAGACUACUUUUAAGGUCAUCGCUUUAAAAAGACCAAUUGCAACAUCGCUGAGGGAUUUUUUUUAUAUCAUCACAAAUGUCUUGAGAGAGUUUGCGAAUCUGGUGCUCUACCUGCUACACUGAGACGGUCGUAUCUGCAAAAGGCAUUAUUGGACAAGAGAGUAGCAU
Messenger RNA from Fundulus heteroclitus (mummichog), 3251 nucleotides. It is a transcript of the gene fgf24, whose product is annotated as fibroblast growth factor 24. The record is from RefSeq and is a predicted model, not a curated record. The coding region runs from base 780 to 1412 and encodes 210 amino acids. Gene Ontology annotation, molecular function: type 2 fibroblast growth factor receptor binding; type 1 fibroblast growth factor receptor binding; growth factor activity. Gene Ontology annotation, cellular component: cytoplasm. Gene Ontology annotation, biological process: positive regulation of protein phosphorylation; heart morphogenesis; positive regulation of cell population proliferation. The transcript is spliced from 5 exons. Lineage: Eukaryota; Metazoa; Chordata; Actinopteri; Cyprinodontiformes; Fundulidae.